Eimeria tenella is the source of this 126-nucleotide messenger RNA. RefSeq lists its product as uncharacterized. The annotation marks the transcript as partial. The record is from RefSeq and is a predicted model, not a curated record. Lineage: Eukaryota; Apicomplexa; Conoidasida; Eucoccidiorida; Eimeriidae. The transcript is spliced from 3 exons.
AUACUAGAGGGUGUUAGCGCAGUGCUUCACAACACGCAGGAAAUACUAGAGGGUGUUAGCGCAGUGCUUCAGAAGUCGCAGGAGAUACUAGAGGGUGUUAGCGCAGUGCUUCAGAAGUCGCAGGAG